Molecule: messenger RNA, 1541 nt
Organism: Notothenia coriiceps (black rockcod)
Lineage: Eukaryota; Metazoa; Chordata; Actinopteri; Perciformes; Nototheniidae
Gene: fpgt
Product: fucose-1-phosphate guanylyltransferase
Molecular function (GO): transferase activity, transferring phosphorus-containing groups
Source: RefSeq, a predicted model, not a curated record
AUGUGGGCAGCGUACUCUGACUUGAUGUCACGACAGAAGAGCCAGGAAUGUAGCACAAGGUUACAAAGUGCAACCAGAGAAAAACUCAGGAAGUUUGACUCUCUGCGCGCUGGAGAGGUGCAGCCCGGUGAGUUUUGGGACGUGGUGGUGCUGACGGCUGUGGAUGAGAACCAGAGAGCAGCUUAUGAGCUGCAGAUCAGAGAGAAGCUGCUCAGAAAAGAGCUUCCGGUCGGAGUUCAAUACAAAGUGUUCGGAGCUCUCUCAACAUGUUUCCUCUUCUCAUCGUCUCCAGGAGGGUUCAGCCAGCGCCUGCCGGCCAGCGCUCUGGGGAAGACUCCGGCCGUGCCUCUGGGGGACCCUCUCUACCAGAUGCUGGAGCUCAAACUGGCGUUAUAUGUGGAUUUCCCGUCUCAGAUGAAGCCCGGUGUGCUGGUGACCUGCGCGGACGACAUCGAGCUCUACAGCACCUCAGAGGACGAGAGGGUUAAGUUCGACAAACCUGGCUUCACCGCAUUAGCCCGCCACCCAUGGAGAGAGGGUUGUUUCGUGCUUUCUGACGCUGAGUUUGCCUACACAGACAGCACCUAUUACAUUGAUUUUAAUACAGCGAUGUCUCUUCUCAAUCUGCUGAAGGAGUUAGGGCCUUUGGACUGUGAGGUGGACGCUUACGGAGACUUCCUCCAAGCACUGGGUCCUAACGCCACGAUAGAUUACACCAGCAACACUGCGAAUGUCACCAAAGAGGAGAGCAGUCUAGUGGCAAUCCGCCAAAAGAUCUUCCAUCAUCUAAAAGGAACUCCUUUGAAUGUUAUCCUCUUGAACAACUCCAAGUUUUAUCACAUUGGAACCACGUCAGAGUACCUGUUUCACCUCACGGAGGAUGUGAUGCUGAGGACUGAGCUGGGUCUCCUGUCCUCUGCAUUCAGCGUGGAUAUGAAGGAAAACUCAGGAUGCUGCGUUAUGCACAGCGUCCUGGACCCCAGUGUCUCUGUGGGAGCUGGGUCAGUGGUGGAAUAUUCCAGACUGGGAGCAGGAGCUUCUGUAGGUGUUGGCUCCAUCGUAAGCAGCUGCUGGAUCCCUGCAGGACUCUCAGUGCCCGAUAGCGUCUUCAUGCAUUCCCUGUGUGUGAAUGUCAAGCAGAAAACCAGGUUUGUAACCGUCGUCUUUGGCAUAAACGACGACUUGAAGCGCAGCGUGGAAGCCCCGGCGUUUAUGGAAGAUUUGAAUCUGUUUGGUGUCAGCGUCGCAGAGUCUUUGUCUCGCUGGGGGCUCGAGAACGAAGCCCUGAGGUUCUCCGGUGAUGCUUCAAACUGUAGUUUGUGGAGCGCUUGUUUGUUCCCUGUUUGCUCGGAUCAACAGAGCUCCUCACUGACUCUGGAGAUGCUGCAGGCCGCGCUGAGUGGAUCUACUUUCACUUUACCCAGAGACACACAGCUGAUGUCCAUGCAUGAGGCCUCACAGUGUAAAGACCUGCAGCAGAUGUUGGAGUUCAGAACAGGACUUUAUGAAACAUCAAAGAAACCUAACAACAACUGGUGAGA